GGUAGUAACAAAAUAAAAUUUUAAAAAAAUGUUUUCUUCUUCUUCAUCAUCAUCAACAAAUCCAUCUCUCCGGGUAAAAAUUCCGGUGACCGGAGAAGGAAAAUUGACGAUAAAUGUGAAAUCUCCGACGUCGGAGAUGUAUACAGAGGUUAAAGAAGCAGAUAAAGUGAAAGAUUUGGAGAAAUUGAUUAAAAAAGCAUGGGGAGAUAAUGAUAAUUAUAUAUCACUUUAUUAUAAAUCAAUUAAAAUGGAAAGUGAUCAUUUAUUAUCUUUUUAUAAUUUGAGAGAUGGCUCUAUUAUUACUGUAUCUCUUCUUGCUGAACCUCCUCAUCGUUAUCGUUAUCGUCAUCAUCAUCAAUCGAAAUCUUCAUGUGAAACCAAAAAAAAUGCCAAAUUUCAAGAGGAAACAAGCAGCCGCUCCAAUGGUGAAAUUAAUGGUUGUGAAAGCUUUUUAUUUCAUAUGGCAAAGAUGUCAUCUCAAUUUUGCUCUUCCAUAUUUUCAACCCAUUAAUUAAUGGAUCUGGGAGAAGCGGAAGGAGUUAGAAGUAUGAAUCGUCCUUUAUUCUAAGAUAUAGUCGAUUUUAAUAUUAAAAUCGUCAAGAAAAUCAAACUAAUAUGUUAUUAUUAUCGACAUUAAUUAACUAAACAUCCUAAGAUUUUAAGUGAGCUUUUUUCUAGUUU
Messenger RNA from Solanum verrucosum, 681 nucleotides. RefSeq lists its product as uncharacterized. Gene Ontology annotation, molecular function: protein binding. The record is from RefSeq and is a predicted model, not a curated record. The transcript is spliced from 2 exons. Lineage: Eukaryota; Viridiplantae; Streptophyta; Magnoliopsida; Solanales; Solanaceae. The coding region runs from base 29 to 511 and encodes 160 amino acids.